AGGGACAUUCACAAGCACGAAAUCAACUGUCUCCGAGAUCAAACAGAGAUUCUUGGAGAUUCUCAUGUCCUCGAACGAUACUUCUUGGCAUCAAAGAUGCAGACGCAGCCGAAGCGGUGGAAUGCAUUGACUGCACGUGGUUAUCGCCUUCAUGUUGGCCCUCUUGCCAAGUUCUUGUAUGAUGAGCUAUUCAAAUUUCUCAUCAGUCAACGUGGAUAUGCCAAAGAGACAAAAGUUGCUUAUGAAUCCAUCAGAGAUUUCAUGCAACGAGGAAUGAUAAUUGAUUACAAGAGGGGGAACUUCUUCAAAGUAGGGACAAAAGGACAAAUUCUCAGAGCUACUCAUGGCUUUAAUUUGAUGACUAAUGAUGAACUUCAAAAUACAUAUGGUGACUCAUCCAAAUGGAUUGUCCUGGAAGAUUUUGUGAAGGAGUUUGAAGAUAAACACCAUACAGUCUUUGCUUUCACAGAUUACUUCGUUCUUCCUUCAGCCUUGGUAGCAGCCAGGAUCAUAGACUGGAUUGACACCACUGACAAAAAACCAAAACCAGAGGAAGGAUAUAAUAUUUGGAAAGACAUGUAUGAUGCGAUGCUCUCAAUCUACAAAGUUGGGGAUACUACACUAGAUGAUGGUGUCUUCUUUCAAGCCAUUGCUGAGAACCCAGAUGAUUUUUUGAUACCUUGCACAGAGGAAAUCAAAGACUGGAUUGUAGCUUUACGAAAAGCCAAGAAGACCACCUUUCUCAUUACUGACUCUCAUGAAGGCUUUAUAAACAAUGCUGCAGAAUUCAUACUUGGAAAGAACUGGAGGGACUACUUUGAUAUCAUUAUUUGUGAUGCCCAGAAACCAAAGUUUUUUUCCAAGACUCAGCCUUUCCAUGAUCACAUUAAUGGUACUUGCCAGUAUAUCAAUCAUCAGGAACUGGAGGCAGGAAAGUCAUACUCAGUUGGAAACUGGGGUGACCUGAAGAAGUUUCUCUCCGUGUUCUCAGGAAAAGAGGACCCCAAGUGUGUCUAUAUGGGAGAUAACAUUCCCCUGGAUGUCUUUGCUCCCCCAUUUUAUACUGACUGCAGCAGCAUUGCUGUCCUUGAGGAAAUGACAGCUGAAGCCCCUGAAGCAUUGUAUGAAUAUAAGAAUGACUUGGCAUCUCAGUUUUGGGGUUCAACAUUCUUCAAUAGUGUGAAGCAUGAUUUUGAAGAGCUCCCAUCUUGGAUCCAAACGAGGAAUCUGAAUCUUCUUGAGUAUCAGAGUAAAAGCCUCUUGGAGGAGCAUGGAAUAAAGAUCCAAAAGUUCAGAUUAGUUGAGAAUGUGGCACAGGCUGAAGAAGUUGCCCGCUCAUUCAAGCCAUCUGAAUAUGUGAUAAAAGCCCAGAUUCUGGCUGGAGGACGAGGCCUGGGUACCUUUGACAAUGGCUUCAAAGGAGGCGUGCAUCUGACCAAAAAGUUUAUUAAUGUUGCAUUGUUUGGUUUUCUACUCUGUUCCAGAGAGAAUGAAAUGAUACAGUAUGUUGAGCAAAUGGUUGGGCACCGGCUCAUCACCAAGCAGACUCCCAGGUCUGGACUUUUGGUCAGAAAAGUCAUGGUUGCAGAAUCUGUGGACAUCGUUCGAGAGACAUAUCUCUGUGUUCUACUAGAUCGAGACAGUGAUGGACCUGUCAUCGUUGCUUCACCUGAUGGAGGAGUCGACAUAGAGGAAGUUGCUUUGAAGACACCUGAUCGAAUCAAACACUUUAAAUUUGAUAUAUUUGAUGGCAUAUCAGACAAGAUGGCCCUGGAUGUUGCAGACUUUCUGGAAUUCAAAGGGUCUCUAAGAGAAGAGACAGCCAAACAGGUGCAGCAGUUUUGGGACAUGUUCAAGAAAGUGGAUGCAACCCAACUGGAGAUCAAUCCCUUGGUGGAAACAGCAGAUGGGCAAGUGAUUUCAGUAGAUGGGAAGAUCCAGUUUGAUGACAAUGCAGCCUUUCGACAACAGCAUAUCUUUGCCUCUCAAGACUUUUCUGAAUCCGAUCCAAGGGAGGUGGAAGCUGAGAAGCACAAGUUAAACUACAUUGGCAUGACAGGAAACAUAGGCUGCCUGGUCAAUGGUGCUGGUCUUGCUAUGGCCACAAUGGACUUAAUCAAACUACAUGGAGGAGAACCUGCCAAUUUCUUGGAUGUAGGUGGAGGAGUGCAGGAGAACCAAGUCUAUCAUGCCUUCAAGCUUAUCACGUCUGAUUGGAACGUGAAGGCUAUUCUUGUCAAUGUGUUUGGUGGGAUCGUGAACUGUGCAGUUAUUGCACGGGGGAUCAUGAAUGCCCUCAAGAGCAUUCAGAUGACUAUUCCUUUGGUUGUCAGACUUGAAGGGAACAAUGUGAAGGAGGCUAAGAGGAUUUUGGAAGAGUCAGGGGAAAACAUCAUUAUUGCUAAUGAUCUGGACGAGGCUGCCAGGAAGGUUGUCGCCACUCUAUCCUAAUAUGCCACGUAGUAGGUGCACUUUAUGUACUUCAUGUACGAGGCCAUUCCAGAGCUCUACUCGUGGCUGCUACAGGGAAGCCCAUCUUCAUGAUGUGUGAAACAAUCAUUCAAAUUUCUUUGGUAUUUACAUCUUUUGAUACAUACCUUGACAUGAUACAUAGUUUUCAUACCAUAUUGCUCUAAUUUUUGGUUUUGGUGGUCAGUUGGGUUUACCACAUUUUGAACUUUUAUGCUGCACUUUUCACUGGAGUGAAAUAUUUUCUUUUACUUGACCUGGGCACCCAGUACAGGAAGUACCCCGGCAUGUGUGUCAAAUGAGGAAAAUGUCUGACUCAAGUGAAAAACAGUGUAGCAUGCCAUGUCUGUUCAAAAUGAGCUAAUGCCAGUCCUAAAUGAGAGAAAGACAUUCUAUCAAUUGCUAGUAUGCUGAAACAGGAGUGAAUGAGCAGUUGACCUGCAUGGGCAGGCAUGCACAAGUCUCAUGGAAAUGCAGACAUUCAUUUCUGAGCUAGUUAUAUGUGUUUUGUUUUUGUUUAUUCCUAUAUGUGCCAAAAUGUUAUGGGUAAAAGCUACUGUGUGUGACUACUUAAUCACACAGGUGGCUGGUUUGCUGAGUUUUACCUCAGGUCCAUGCAGUAUAUGAGCAUUUGAAUCUGACUGAUAUUGGUUGUUAAGAGGAGAAAAUCUUUAAUUUUUUAUAUUGGACCCUUAUUGUUCAUAUCAGCAUUAGGAGAGAUGAUGUGAGCAUAUAUUUUGGAACUUGGUCAAAACUAAAAAAAUAAAUAAAACUUUCUAUCAUA
Molecule: messenger RNA, 3253 nt
Organism: Darwinula stevensoni
Lineage: Eukaryota; Metazoa; Arthropoda; Ostracoda; Podocopida; Darwinulidae
Source: the annotation of a GenBank genome assembly